AGUGAGGCGGCCGCGUCGGCAGCCGCCCGCGCGUCAGGCGGGACCUCGAGCUGUCCGGCGGUCGCAGGCGCCGAGGCAUUUGCCGUUUCCUACCGGGCUCGGCGUUCCCGGCCCUGCAGAGCGCCCCUGGGGAGGGGCGGAGCUGUAGAUAUGGCAUAAGAUAUUUCUUCGAGAUUGGACAGCUGGUGACCUGCUAUUUCUGAUGGCCUUAAGCUGACUUGAUAGCCAUAGAGAAACCUCACGGAAUUGUGUUGUUUUCUGCUUUACACCAUUUCUGGUGCCGGAGUUCACCCUGCAACCAUGUAUGGAAGCGCUCGAUCGGUAGGGAAAGUGGAACCAAGCAGCCAGAGUCCUGGGCGAUCACCUAGGCUUCCACGGUCGCCUCGCUUAGGUCAUCGGCGAACAAAUAGUACAGGAGGGAGUUCUGGAAACAGUGUUGGAGGUGGUAGUGGGAAGACCCUUUCAAUGGAGAAUAUACAGUCCUUAAAUGCUGCCUAUGCUACAUCUGGCCCUAUGUACCUAAGUGACCAUGAAAACGUGGGUUCAGAAACACCUAAAAGCACUAUGACACUUGGCCGUUCUGGGGGACGCCUGCCUUACGGUGUUAGGAUGACUGCUAUGGGUAGUAGCCCCAAUAUAGCAAGCAGUGGGGUUGCUAGCGAUACCAUAGCAUUUGGAGAACAUCACCUCCCUCCUGUUAGUAUGGCAUCCACUGUACCUCACUCUCUUCGUCAGGCAAGAGAUAACACCAUCAUGGAUCUGCAGACACAGCUGAAGGAAGUAUUAAGAGAAAACGAUCUUUUGAGGAAGGAUGUGGAAGUAAAGGAAAGCAAAUUAAGUUCUUCGAUGAAUAGCAUCAAGACCUUCUGGAGCCCAGAGCUGAAGAAAGAGCGAGCCUUGAGAAAAGAUGAAGCUUCCAAAAUCACCAUUUGGAAGGAGCAGUACCGAGUUGUGCAGGAAGAGAACCAGCACAUGCAGAUGACGAUCCAGGCUCUCCAGGAUGAGUUGCGGAUUCAGAGGGACUUGAAUCAGCUGUUUCAGCAAGAUAGCAGCAGGCCUGGAGAGCCUUGUGUGGCGGAGCUGACAGAGGAGAACUUCCAGAGGCUGCACACUGAGCACGAGCGGCAAGCCAAGGAGCUCUUCCUUUUGCGGAAGACCCUGGAGGAAAUGGAGCUGCGGAUUGAAACGCAGAAGCAGACCCUAAGUGCUCGGGAUGAGUCCAUUAAGAAGCUUCUGGAGAUGUUACAGAGUAAAGGGCUGUCUGCCAAAGCCACGGAGGAAGACCACGAAAGAACAAGACGGCUAGCAGAGGCAGAGAUGCACGUCCACCACCUAGAAAGUCUGUUGGAGCAAAAGGAAAAAGAGAAUAAUAUGUUGAGAGAGGAGAUGCAUCGGAGAUUUGAGAAUGCCCCUGAUUCUGCCAAAACAAAAGCCUUGCAAACCGUCAUUGAGAUGAAGGAUUCAAAAAUUUCUUCCAUGGAGCGUGGUCUCCGAGACCUGGAAGAGGAAAUUCAGAUGCUGAAAUCCAAUGGGGCUCUGAGUACUGAAGAGCGGGAGGAGGAGAUGAAACAGAUGGAGGUGUACAGGAGCCACUCUAAGUUCAUGAAAAAUAAGGUAGAGCAACUGAAGGAGGAACUAAGUUCGAAAGAGGCUCAAGGGGAGGAGCUGAAAAAGAGAGCGGCUGGUCUUCAGUCUGAGAUUGGCCAGGUGAAGCAAGAGUUGUCCAGAAAGGACACUGAACUACUAGCCUUACAAACAAAGCUAGAAACGCUCACGAACCAGUUCUCAGACAGUAAGCAACAUAUUGAGGUGCUAAAGGAGUCCCUCACUGCUAAGGAACAAAGAGCUGCCAUCCUGCAGACUGAGGUGGAUGCUCUUCGAUUGCGUUUGGAAGAAAAGGAGACUAUGCUGAAUAAAAAAACCAAACAAAUUCAAGAUAUGGCUGAGGAGAAGGGUACACAAGCUGGAGAGAUACACGACCUCAAGGACAUGUUGGACGUGAAGGAACGGAAGGUCAAUGUUCUUCAGAAGAAGAUUGAAAAUCUCCAGGAACAACUGAGAGAUAAAGAAAAGCAGAUGAGCAGCUUGAAAGAGCGAGUCAAGUCUCUCCAGGCGGAUACCACCAACACAGAUACAGCUCUAACGACCUUGGAGGAGGCUCUUGCAGAGAAAGAACGGACAAUUGAACGCUUGAAGGAGCAACGGGACAGAGAUGAGCGAGAGAAGCAGGAGGAGAUUGAUACCUACAAAAAAGAUCUUAGAGACUUGAAAGAGAAAGUCAGCCUGCUGCAAGGAGACCUCUCGGAGAAGGAGGCUUCUCUACUGGAUCUCAAAGAGCAUGCUUCUUCCCUGGCUUCCUCAGGACUGAAAAAGGACUCACGCCUCAAGACCCUAGAAAUUGCUCUUGAGCAGAAGAAGGAAGAGUGCCUGAAAAUGGAGUCCCAGCUGAAGAAGGCACAUGAAGCAACAUUGGAAGCUAGGGCCAGUCCAGAGAUGAGUGACCGAGUACAGCACUUGGAGAGAGAGAUUGCCAGGUACAAAGAUGAAUCCAGCAAGGCCCAGACAGAAGUUGACCGCCUCUUGGAAAUCUUGAAAGAGGUGGAAAAUGAGAAGAAUGACAAAGAUAAGAAGAUAGCUGAAUUGGAAAGUCUCACUUCAAGGCAAGUGAAAGACCAGAAUAAGAAGGUAGCCAACCUGAAGCACAAGGAGCAGGUGGAGAAGAAGAAGAGCGCACAGAUGCUGGAGGAGGCCCGGAGAAGGGAGGACAGUCUCAGCGACAGCUCUCAGCAGCUGCAGGACAGUCUCCGUAAGAAGGAUGACAGGAUUGAAGAGCUGGAAGAGGCACUGAGAGAAAGUGUGCAGAUAACUGCAGAGCGUGAAAUGGUGCUGGCACAAGAGGAAUCAGCCAGGACCAGUGCUGAGAAACAGGUGGAAGAGCUGUUGAUGGCCAUGGAGAAGGUGAAGCAGGAGCUGGAGUCCAUGAAAGCUAAGCUGUCCUCCACGCAGCAGUCCCUGGCAGAGAAGGAGACACAUCUCACCAAUCUCCGGGCAGAGAGAAGGAAGCACUUAGAGGAAGUUCUGGAGAUGAAGCAAGAAGCUCUUCUGGCCGCUAUUAGUGAGAAGGAUGCUAAUAUAGCUCUUCUGGAGCUGUCGUCCUCAAAGAAGAAGACCCAGGAAGAAGUGGCUGCACUGAAACGGGAGAAGGACCGCCUGGUGCAGCAGCUCAAACAGCAGACACAAAAUCGAAUGAAGCUAAUGGCUGACAACUAUGAGGAUGACCACUUCAAAUCUUCCCGUUCCAAUCAGACAAACCAUAAACCCUCCCCAGACCAGAUCAUCCAGCCCCUCUUAGAACUUGACCAAAAUAGAAGCAAGUUAAAGUUGUAUAUUGGACACCUGACAGCCCUCUGCCAUGACCGAGACCCCUUAAUCCUUCGUGGACUCACUCCACCAGCUUCUUAUAAUACAGAUGAUGACCAGGCAGCUUGGGAGAAUGAGCUGCAGAAGAUGACCCAGGAGCAGCUUCAGAGUGAGCUGGAGAAGGUUGAAGGGGACAGUGCCGAGCUCCAGGAGUUUGCCAACACCAUUCUCCAGCAGAUAGCCGAUCACUGCCCGGACAUCCUUGAGCAAGUUGUCAAUGCCCUGGAAGAGUCCUCCUGAGGUGCUCCAAGCAAGGUGACCAAGGAGCCGCCCCACACCAGACCCUGCCAGCUGGCCCUGCAAAUCCGGCCAUCUGUGUCUGUCAUCCUCUGCCCGCUGCUCUGAAUGUUGUCUCUGCACAGAUCUCCUUGGUCUCCAGGAAGAACUGCCCUGUCGUCAGCAGAGCUGGGGAGGCCAGGAACAGGAAGCCGGAGCCUGGUGGCCUCAUCUAGAGUCUGUUCAGAGUGCUUGGUGCUGAAGCAUGAGAGUGAGUGCUCGCUCCGCAGACGGUAGAGAAGGAGGGAGCGGGUGGCCCGGGACAGAGAGAAGAGCACUCCCCCGCCUGCCCUGCCCCCAUGUCUGCCCUUCUGGCCUGCUGUCAUGAGCAUCGCAGAGGCAGGCCGCGGGCAGCUUAGCUCUGGCCCAGCUGGGAAUCCUGGCCUGUCCCACCUGCACUGCUCUCGGCUGACAGGAAGCUGAUGGGCACAGUGCUCACCCUGCUCACUCCUGUCGAAGACCUUUGACCUUCCCACCCUUCACUGUUGGCUUAAAUGGCUGACCUGAAGAGAAGAGGGCUUAACAGGAAGGGCCUGUUGUCACUGCUUGCAGCCUUGCUCCUCCAGAAGAUGUCCCGUAGGGCCAUGCUGAUUCCUCCUGAUCAUCACCCACGAUGCUGUCUGCUCCCUCCACCUUGCCCCAAGCUACUGUAGGACAGGGCUUCCUAGAGUAUGUGGUCCAUGGCCCACCCUCUCAACUCUACCCUUAAGGUGCAUCCUCAGAGUCACAGCCUCGAGCGCUGCCUAGAAACUUCCUUUGGCACAACUGAGUUUGUCUUAUCUCAUACACAUUCCUCCCUCUAUUCAUUCAUUCAUUCAAAAAAUAUUAUGAAAUGCUCACUGUGUGCACAUCAGUGUGUGAAGCACCCAUCUUUGGAAAAGCCUCUGAUAGGGAGAGGUGUGGGGAUCCUGUGAGACGUGCUCAGUUAGUUGAAUCAUGGCGGUGAAAGCAUGCCUUCUCCCCUCCAUCUUCCUAGAGGUGGCCUUCUCAGACCAGCAUUCUCUGUUUCCCACUGUAGAGGCGUCAGUGGGCUUGGGUGGCUGAGUCACCUCUUGGCCUGCAGGGUCCCAUUUGGCAGUUCAGGACCUUUGCUGCUGGUGUUGUUACCCUGACAAGUGUUCUGUGUAGGUGGCUGUACCUGUCCAUUUGUGUCAGCUGCCUGCUUAACACGUUCAUGCACACCCCAGGGACUCAGCCAGCGCCAUGAAACCAGGUGCAGACGACAGCAGUCACAAGGAACCAGGCUCUGAGAAACAGACAGCAGCACACAUCUAGUCCUUCAGUCCCUGAAGCAAACACCUCAAAAGAAUGUAAUGCUGCCUGUAAAUCCCCCACAGCCCUCAGCCUAGGACCUCAUGAGACUGCCACUACUGCCACACUAACAGUCCCAUCCCUGCUCCCCUUCUUCCCUGCCAUAAGGUGUUCCCUUGUGGGAGAUGCUGAGGUUUGAACGGACUGCCAUGAACCUGUCUGAGGUGCUUUCGGAGAUUCCGGCUUGGCCAGGAAUAUGGAGAUUAGGCCAGAAAUGAUCACUGCUGCUCACUUCUCUCAGUUCUUUUCAUUGUCCCAUCCAUAAAUCCUGUAGAAGACCCCAGUAUUUCAGGACAGGAAAGUCAGAAUCUGAUUGUAUGCCCAUAACAUAAGGAAGCACCACCCAGUAACAGCUUCACAGGCUAUGGUGGAAUCCAGAAAGCAGGAGAGUCCGAGUCCACAGGAGCAGCCUGGCCCUGACGCUGGUCAGCUGUUCUCCAACUGCUGUGAGGGAUCACCCCAGGCAGGCCUCCCUGGUGUACCCACUGGUGUUUGUCUGCCACUCUUUACCUGCUGCUUUCUCUAUCUUUUAAAACUUUUCUCCAUCAGGUCCCUGCAGAGAGGCUGCAGGAGCCUUGCGGGACACAUGCUUGUUGGGAAGGCAAGUGUGUAGGACAGACAUUGAUCUGUGCACCACAGCAAAGGGGUCUCCACCCCGGGCGGAGAUCCAGUGAUUCAAAUGGUUCUGGAGACUGUGGAGCUAAAGUUGGACCAUAAACAUGGCCUUUGUAUUAGGCGAAGUUAAUAGGUUAUCCAGCAUUCAGAUCUUACUGACUUUACGUCAUUCAUUGAGCCAAUAUUUACCAAAUACAUAGCUGCUUUGCACUAGGACAUGUCAUCCAUGACUGUCUUCAUGCACUUCCAUGAUCCUCCAGACAUCUAGCCUGGAGAGUCACUGCAGGUUGGCUAGGAUCAUCCCCAUCACUUCCAUUCCAUCGUCAAGCCUCAUACCUUUUGCACCUAAACACCUCUAUUCCAAAUGAAGGUCAUCAUGAAGUAAGAAAUGAGGGCUGGAAUCCAACCUGGGGCUUCUAGCUAAAGCAGCAGCAUCCUUAGUAGGCCUCUGUCCUGGGGCUUCAGUGACUGACUGACUGACUGCUGACAUCUGACUGGGACCGACAGGCACUUAAAGGCCAUUAAAGAUGGAGAAGGCUGAGUGGGCGUCAGCAACCAGCAGUGUGGAGGGCGUCCUGCAGUUCCUGUCAGCCUUUCUUCUCACAUCUUCCCAAGCCCUCUGCCUCACCUGGGGGCCUUAGAAGUUCUAGACAAGCAGACGACUGCCACCACCAACAGUGUCGCAGGUCAUGCUGUGACUGGUCACGUCCCCUCCAUCUGUUUGGCUCACUUUCUCCCUCGGGAGAGAGGACGUCCGCGCAGAUGGUCCUCAGUGCUGCUGUCCUGCCCUCCACUGCUGACGCUGGCAUGGGUUUGGCAUCACGCCCUCCUGUUUGACUGAAGCGCAGGCCCCCUGGCCCCCCUCCAGGUCUUUGAGGAAGGGCCAAAGCAAGGCUGUGCUGCUGCGUAGAAAGUGACACUCACAGGCCGAAGUCCAGCAGACCCACGUCAGCAGGAUCCGUAACUCUCAAGCUGUCUCCCGGGCCUCACCUGCCUGCAGAGUCCAGAGCCGGGGCAGAGGAGCAGGAAGGAUGAGGCUGCACCACAGGCCUGUUGGGCACCCGCCGUCACUGCCAGUCUUGGAGCUGUUGACCAUUCAAAGACAUGUUCCCUCCUGUGAACCAAGAGGAUGUUCAGGGACGAGGACACGCGUGACCUGGGGAUCCUUCUGAACAAAAUGGCUGUCUGUAUUCUUUUUAAACAGAAACUUUCCAAACUUUUUAGUGUCAAAAUUGUAACCAAGUGUCCUGAUUAUUCCCACUGUGUUUGGCAAGUGCUGUGACCCUAUUGUAGGUAUUUUUCCUCCUGCCUCUUUUGAGGGAGAAGCGGUUUUAGGGUUGAUUUGGAGGAGCGGGUUAUCUGUCCCGUCCCGCCCCGCCACCUCUUCGUUUCUCUGCUUGUUUGAUAUUGUCUGUGUGAUCCAGAGAACUGGGGCAGUUACAUUGUGUCCAUUGUUGAGAAUAUUCAAAUAUUAAAAAGUAGUUAUAGAACUGAAAAAUUAAAGAGCUGUGUUUUUAAAAAUGCAAACCCAUAAAUAAUCAUGUUAACAAAGGAAUUCAAGCUAUGGGUGGCCUAGCUCCUCCCCCUCCAGGGUGGUGAGGUGGUAGCCAGGCCAGCCCUUGGGAAACACAUGACUACACUUGAGGUGGGUGACUGCCUGGGAACAAGAGACCUGCUCGGUGGAGCAGUGAGAAUCCGGGGCUCAAGGACUCUCAGUGUGUCAGGGUUUUCUAUACAUCCUCAGGACCUCUGGGUAGAGAUUGCAACGUUGGUGACCCCAGAACCACCCUUACCCUCACAUUGGGUCAAGCCUCGUGUGCCUAGUGCUGUGUGGUAACCUGGGCUUGGGCCUGCCUACCAGGCCACAGGACCUCUUCCUGCCUACUUGGUGCUAUUUCAUCAUGACCAUCCAACAGGGCAGCCUGGUCUCCAGAGCCUGUAGGCCGGUGCCAUGGAUGGCCCUCAGCCUGCAGGCCAGUGCCAUGGAUGGCCCUCAGAGCCUGCAGGCCGGUGCCAUGGAUGGCCCUCAGAGCCUGCAGGCCAGUGCCAUGGAUGGCCCUCAGAGCCUGGCCCUCUCUGGCUUCGGAUCCUAGAUUCUCCUGUUUGAAGCUUUUUAGACCCAAACCUCCUUAGCUCCAGAGAUGCCAGAGCAAGAAAGGAAGUGAGCCAGGCUGAGGCAAGGAGACGCACCCCUAUGCCACAGUGAGCACACCAGCCCAGCCCCUCCUCCUGCCACACCAGUAUUACAUCCAUCCUUUAAAGCAUCUAGUCCCGCCUGAGGCACAUGCCAUCCAUUGGGCCAGCAGCCCAGUGCAGACCAGAAGCCUGCCUUGCGCAACAGACUGUUCCAGGAUGGGGACCUGGGCUUGACUCCUCACCCCUCCUUCAGAAGAGGCGUGUUGCACUUUAGUGGGGAGCCCAGAACACUGGGCACUGGCUUCCUGUAGCUUGAGUCCCUGUAGGGAGCAGUGGUGGCGGCCUGGUGGCUUGUGUGAAGCAGCCGCGGCUGCCGUCUUCCAUUGUGCACGUGCGUGCCGUUGUUAGCGUCGAACUGCCGGCCUGAUGAUGACAUUACAAAGACGUUGUGUUCUGUUCAACUUUGCCUUGGUAACUAUUGUAAACACUUUGUUUGACGGUUUUUCUUUUUUAUUCACGAACUAAAUCCAUCAGGAAAUUAUAAACUUAUUUAAAAACUG
Peromyscus maniculatus bairdii (prairie deer mouse) is the source of this 8318-nucleotide messenger RNA. The record is from RefSeq and is a predicted model, not a curated record. NCBI's taxonomy places the organism in Eukaryota, Metazoa, Chordata, Mammalia, Rodentia, Cricetidae.